Molecule: messenger RNA, 1182 nt
Organism: Anolis sagrei ordinatus
Lineage: Eukaryota; Metazoa; Chordata; Lepidosauria; Squamata; Anolidae
Source: RefSeq, a predicted model, not a curated record
AUGGGCAGAGGGCUCUCCAGGCAGCUCCAGCAGGGGCCGCCCCCCACAGAGGACGCUCCAGCCCAGGACCCUCCACGCGCGCCCCUCAGGACGGCCUCGCACACGUCAUGGUUCAGGAAGGUCAGGAUGAGGCACCCACAUCGCCGCGUGGGCCCCGAAAACACAGAGGAUGUUCCUGUGGCUCCUCCAAGACCUCCCGAGCCACAAGGAACUUGCGCGGAGGAGCCCUCUCUCCAGACGCACAUCAAGCCACCAGGAACCUGCGCGGAGGAGCCCUCUCUCCAGACGCACAUCAAGCCACAAGGAACCUGCGCAGAGGAGCCCUCUCUCCAGACGCACAUCAAGCCACAAGGAACCUGUGCAGAGGAGCCCUCUCUACCGUCGCACAUCAUUGAAGUGAGGCCAGCGUCGAAGACCUCCCGAGCCACAAGGAACCUGCGCGGAGGAGCCCUCUCUCCAGACGCACAUCAAGCCACCAGGAACCUGCGCGGAGGAGCCCUCUCUCCAGACGCACAUCAAGCCACCAGGAACCUGCGCAGAGGAGCCCUCUCUCCAGACGCACAUCAAGCCACCAGGAACCUGCGCGGAGGAGCCCUCUCUCCAGACGCACAUCAAGCCACCAGGAACCUGCACGGAGGAGCCCUCUCUCCAGACGCACAUCAAGCCACCAGGAACCUGCGCGGAGGAGCCCUCUCUCCAGAUGAUGCGGAGCAUCUUUUUCCCCCCCCCCCUCGAACGCACAUCAAGCCACCAGGAACCUGCGCAGAGGAGCCCUCUCUCCGAACGCACAUCAAGCCACAAGAAACCUGCACGGAGGAGCCCUCUCUACCUUCGCACAUCAUUGAAGUGAGGCCAGCGUCAAAGUUUCUGGGGAGAGAGGAGCUCCCCUGGGCGGACAGCAGCCUGGAAGUGCAGAGGGGGAGCCUGACGUCCUCCGAGAGAGCAGAGAGCAGCUUCCUCUCGGAGAAGAGCCCAACUCCGCUGCAGAACAAACUACCCAAAGACUUGGGCUCAAAGGAAGUUGGGAUCCCUUCUGAGUUGUUCCUGCCGGAGUGGGUGGCCCUGGACCUCAAUACAGAGAGGAGGCAUUGCCCAAUGCCUUCCUCAGGAGAUGAAGAGGGGCCUCCUGCAGAGACCUUCCGGGUGGCAGGUUCGUCCCAGAGAAAUCCGGCCUUCAGGUAG